GUUGAUUAAUUGCUUUAGGCUAAAAGUGAGAAAUUCAAAAAAAUUACAAGGAAACAACUCCCACAUACAUGCAGUCGCAAGGGAUAUGCAUGGUUGACUGAGGACAUGAAAAACAAGGGUGUAACCUCCUCAUCUCUAUCUAGAGUUCCUGUCUGGAUUCAGGCACAUACCAAAAAGAGUGGUGAACCCAUAAACACAACUGCUGCUGAAACUAUUGAUAAAUUGAAACAAGUUGAACUUGAUGAUCCAGUAUCAUCAUCUGUUCUUAAGGAAAAAGAAGAUGCUCUUUCAAAAAUACUUGGUCGUGAGAAUCAGGGGCGAAUAAGAGGGCUUGGUAAAGGAGUUACUCUUACUAAAUUAUGUGUACUCUCGCAAAGGGAUAGUUAUAAAACUCAGGAAAAAGAAGAAGCUAGUCAAUUGAAAGAAAGAGUGGCACAUUUGGAGAGCUUAGUUACUCAUCUAAUGAAAAAUGAGAAUCAAGCAAGCGAGGAAGGACCAACAAUAACUAAAGUUUCUCCAUCGAGUCAGAACACUAACACCCCCAACAAGAAAUGCAAGUUGCUGGAUUGGAUAGGGUCAGGGGAAGUAGUUGCUGAAGGCCGUUGGUCUUCAAGUGAUCCGAAACAGCUUGUCCAUCACAUUCCUAUUGGACCUAAUGCCAUGAGAGUAUGGGUAGAUCUUGCAAGAGAAGCUGGAGCAUAUUUAUGGAGGCCUACUGCUGAUAUGACUUACAUCGAAGAUGCUGUGGGUACUACAGUUGCAUGGCCAGCUGACAAAGUUGUUAUGGGGCAGUGAUCACUUCUACAGUUAUUAUCUUUGGAAAGAAGAUGGGACCAAUAGAAGUCAGCUUGGAAGUUUGUGGGUGCAUAAAAAGGAAUUUGAAUGUGUCAUUAUGUCUUUACAUACCGACAUUAUGGCUUUAAGUUUUUGUUUUUAUUUUUCUGAACCUAGUGAGAGAUUGUGUUUUGGUACUUUAUUAAGACCAUGUUAUGACAAUUUUAAUAUUUCUUGAAAUUUAUGGUGAUGAGUUAUUUUUCAA
This is a messenger RNA of Camellia sinensis, 1039 nucleotides long. NCBI's taxonomy places the organism in Eukaryota, Viridiplantae, Streptophyta, Magnoliopsida, Ericales, Theaceae. The record is from RefSeq and is a predicted model, not a curated record.